Contarinia nasturtii (swede midge) is the source of this 1728-nucleotide messenger RNA. RefSeq lists its product as uncharacterized. The transcript is spliced from 6 exons. The coding region runs from base 34 to 1332 and encodes 432 amino acids. Lineage: Eukaryota; Metazoa; Arthropoda; Insecta; Diptera; Cecidomyiidae. The record is from RefSeq and is a predicted model, not a curated record.
UAUAUGUAGCUUGGUUUUGUAAAUUUAGUCAAAAUGGUCAAUAUUUUGUAUAUUUUUUCGUUUUGUCAUUUAAUUUUAACGGUAUAUGGAGACCGCAAUAGUUCAUCUAUUGAAGAGAAUCAAAUCAAAAAUUUCACCAAAUUUCUGGAGAAAAGUCUAAAUAAAACAGUUUUGGAAUAUACGUUGAAAUCUUUAACAAAGCCUGGUGAUAAUUUUGGUGCUGUAUUACGAUCGGUUGUUGUAAAAGUAGCCGAUGAAGAAAAUGAUUCUGACGAAAACGACAUUUACAACGUUGUCAUCAAAACACCGGUGACCAAUCCCAUUUUGGCUAAAGUUUUCAAACCAGCAGUGACAUUUGUAAAAGAGGUCCGCUUUUAUACGGAUAUCAUUCCGGCUUUGGAACAGUUUGAAGAGAUUGCAAAUGUACCGCUGGAAGAGCGAUUGGACGCGUUCAUUCCAAGCCUUGGAUGGAGAUUUUCAUUAAACCCCAACGCAGAAUAUGCCGAUUCUGAUGCUAUUUUAUUGCUCGAAAACGUUAAACUUGACAAUUUUACUAACGUAGAUAAGCGCAUGGGUUUCAAUACAAAUGAAACAUUGGCGAUCCUCAAAGUUUUGGCAAAAUAUCAUGCAUUGGGCAUUGCAAUGAAACGGUGCCACCCAAAAUUGUACAAUACAAAAGUAAAUCCGUAUACAAAAUCACACAAUCUACGGAAAGAAAACGACAAUGCAAUAUACGAAUUAAUUUAUGGCGAGGUGAAACGUGUUCUUAAUAUCACUUCGGAAAUGAGUGAUGCAGUUGACAACAUGUAUGCAAUGCAUGAGAAAUAUAUGAAAGACUUGACCAUUGCCAUUGACACACCGUAUACGACAAUUGUUCAUGGCGAUUUAUGGAUCAACAAUAUAAUGAUCAGAAACCAACUCGACUCCAACUCGAUAAACGUGAAAAUUUAUGAUUUUCAAUCGUAUUUUUAUGAAUCAUUUGUGUUUGAUUUGGCAUUCUUCUUAUUCACAAGUGUUGGCAACAUUGAUUUGAAUGCGAAUUUCACGUUGUUCGUUGAUUAUUAUAUUUCGGAGUUUCAAAAAAUGAUGAACUUGCUAAAAAGUCCAAUGGACGAUUACACUCAUGAAAAGAUGUGGCAUGAAUUUCGAGAAAAAGCGAAAUUCUCGUCAUUUUAUAGCAUUCAGACUAUGAAAGUAUCAAAUGCUAAUUCAAUACCAUCACUUGACAAGUUGGAUAAUGAUUCGGACCCUUCAAGUAAACCAGCUUCCCAAGCUGCCAUUAAUCAAUGGAAAUUCGUCGUUGACAUGUUCACACAAAAUGGUCUUAUUUAAAUCAUUUUCAGAUUGUUUAAUUUUUAUUGCUCAUUGUUAUUAAGGUGUUCAAAUGCUUAUAUGAUAAACUAGAAUACACAUAGCCAAUCUAAUACAUCUCGUGUGUUGGCAUCCCGUUGAUUCGGUUCUUUAAUAUAUCUUUGAAUUUAUAGAAGGAAUUUCAUGUUUUUUUCCAAAUUCUUCCUUAAAUGUAUUCAACUUGGCAACCAAAACGGAUUUUGCUCUUUUCCCUUCCUCUAAAAAAUCAAAUUGAACGAUUUCUAUUAAAAAUACAAAUUUUUCAAUUAAAAAUGAGAAUAGCUAUGAGAAUAUAUAACAAAAUAUAUCUACGUUAGACAGUUCCAUGAUAUUUUUAACGUUGUACAAUUUCCUGAAUAAAAUGCAUAAUGGAGUGGA